Molecule: messenger RNA, 816 nt
Organism: Sinocyclocheilus anshuiensis
Lineage: Eukaryota; Metazoa; Chordata; Actinopteri; Cypriniformes; Cyprinidae
Product: microtubule-associated proteins 1A/1B light chain 3A
Exons: 4
Coding region: 149-514 (121 amino acids)
Source: RefSeq, a predicted model, not a curated record
GACAUCACGAACGUUAGUACGUUGUCUGGAGCUGUUUUGCUUACAGUGAGUCAGGAGCUCGAGGAGAAGCGAAGUCGACCGAGAAUUCAGCAUAUAAUAUAACUUUUAUUUUAGUUCAGUUUUUUUUUGAUCACAUUCAAGUCCAGUUAUGCCAUCCGACAGACCCUUCAAACAGAGACGGAGCUUUGCUGACCGUUGCAAGGAAGUGCAGCAGAUACGAGAGCAGCAUCCUAAUAAAAUUCCGGUGAUCAUUGAGAGGUAUAAGGGAGAAAAGCAACUUCCUGUCUUGGACAAGACCAAGUUCCUCGUCCCUGACCAUGUUAACAUGAGUGAGCUGGUAAAGAUAAUCAGGCGUAGACUGCAGCUCAACCCCACCCAGGCGUUUUUUCUUCUUGUCAAUCAGCACAGCAUGGUCAGUGUGUCCACCCCCAUUUCAGAGAUCUACGAACAAGAGCGAGAUGAAGAUGGCUUCCUCUACAUGGUUUACGCCUCCCAGGAGACCUUUGGUUGCUAAGCAGGCCACUCGACCUUUGAGGGAGACAGGGACAGCAGAGGGAGGGAGAGAUGUCAACAGGAAGCAGGCUCACCCAAAUGUACCCAUCUCUCUCUCCCCAUCAUCCCUGCUCUCCUCCCUUGCUGGUAUGAAACAAAAUAAAGCCAUUGAUUCUUCUCCAUGUGACACUACAGUGCAAACCACAGCACUACUGUAAACACUAUUCAGACUCUUCGCCCCAUUUGAAACUUACUUGUUUUUUUAUAAGCUAGUAUAACGUAGGCAUUACACUGAUAAUGCGUCGUAUUUGGCCCCAGUUGCUU